Molecule: messenger RNA, 409 nt
Organism: Aspergillus costaricaensis CBS 115574
Lineage: Eukaryota; Fungi; Ascomycota; Eurotiomycetes; Eurotiales; Aspergillaceae
Exons: 4
Coding region: 59-409 (116 amino acids)
Source: RefSeq, a predicted model, not a curated record
CCGAGAAUCAAUUAUCUAUUCACCAAGUAUCGUACAUAAGAGAAUUCUACUUUGGAUAAUGUCUGGCAAUAAUCUCAUGGACAUCGAGCCUGGUGGUGAGAAUACGCAGUAUGAAUCUAUCCGGUUGUUUACGGAGACACCGGCGAAGCAGACGGGGCAGUUGGGUGGACACUCCCAACAUACCGUCAGCGAGAUGAGAACAACACUUGACGACGACCGGAACGGAAACGAGGAGCAGUACAGGGAUACGCCCCUGGCACGACAGCUGGAGAAGGGCGAGCGUACGACAGGUCUUACGGGAAUCACAGAUAUAGACCUGAAGCCCGAAACCCCAGAAGAGGGUGCUGCGCUGGCGGCGAAAAUCAGGAGAGAACAAGGGUAUGGACCUGGUUCGGGCGUCGGGGCUUAA